Molecule: messenger RNA, 2218 nt
Organism: Tachyglossus aculeatus (Australian echidna)
Lineage: Eukaryota; Metazoa; Chordata; Mammalia; Monotremata; Tachyglossidae
Gene: DNASE1L2
Product: deoxyribonuclease 1 like 2
Exons: 14
Coding region: 1-1422 (473 amino acids)
Biological process (GO): DNA catabolic process
Cellular component (GO): nucleus
Molecular function (GO): DNA nuclease activity
Source: RefSeq, a predicted model, not a curated record
AUGCAGAAGGCCCCCUCCCCCAGCGGGGCCACCGAGUGGGACUGGCUGCUGCUGGUGGUGGUGGUGGCGGUGGUGGACCUCCCCUCCCCGCGCCAGCAGCCCAGGCUCCUGUGGGCGGCCCACGGGCUCAGUGCAGCCACUCCCCGGAGCAGCAGCCGACGCCUGAUCCUCGGUCGUUUCGUGACCCUGGGAGCUGCCGAGACCCUAAAUCCAGGGAACCCCGUGGCCCACCUGCCCCCGGCUCAGCUUGGCUCGGGCCCGGGAUGGGGGCUCAGCUCAGGCCGGCCCGGGGGGUCACUGAAGCCUGGGCUGUUGGUCACCCUGAGGGGCAGGGACCACGCCAACACAUCUCCAGCCGCUCGGGGAGGUUCCCCCCGUGGGGAGGCCACUAUCUGCUGCGUUGAUGUGAAGGGACAGGGGGUGCAUGACCAGUCCGGCCACAACAUAGCACGCCUCUUCCCCCUUUCCGGUGAACAGCCGGGCCACGCAAAAGCGACUGAGAAACCAAUGGCCACCGGAGGGAGGACAGGGGAGGGUCCCGGCCCCGACGCCCCCCGCCCAACCCAGUUGGCCUCCCCUCUGCAGCGGGCAGUAGCCAUGCUGGCCUCUGUGUUGGUGACACUGGCCCUCCUGGAGGUGACCGUGGCCCUGAAGAUCGGCGCAUUCAACAUCCAAAGCUUUGGGGACAGCAAAGUGGCCGAUGAAGGGACCUGUCAGUCCAUCGCCCAGAUCGUGGCCCGGUUCGACAUUACCCUGGUGCAAGAAGUCCGGGACUCGGACCUGAGCGCCAUCACCACCCUGAUGGACGAGAUCGGCAGGGGGUCCGAACACACCUACGACUUCCUGACCAGUUAUCCUCUAGGACGGGACAACUACAAAGAGAUGUAUCUCUUCAUUUACAGGACAGAGGCUGUGUCAGUGGUGGACAGCUACUGCUACCCAGACCCCGACGACGUGUUCAGCCGCGAGCCUUUUGUCGUCAAGUUCUCCUCACCGCACACAAAGGUGAAAGAGUUCGUACUGGUGCCCCUGCACGCAGCCCCGCACAACGCGGUCGCCGAGAUCGACGCCCUCUACGAUGUCUACCUGGGCGUCAUCGACCGCUGGGGAACCGACGACAUCCUGUUCCUGGGAGACUUCAACGCCGACUGUAGCUACGUCCGGCAGCACGACUGGCCCAACGUCCGCCUGCGGACCAGCGCCGUGUUCCACUGGCUCAUCCCCGACGGCACCGACACCACCGUGGGCAACUCCGACUGCACCUACGACAGGAUCGUGGUCUGCGGCUCCAACCUGCGGAAGUGUGUCGACCCUGGCUCUGCUGGCAUCUACAACUUCCAGAAGGCCUUGAACUUGGACCAGGAACAGGCGCUGGCCAUCAGUGACCAUUUCCCGGUGGAAGUGACCCUGAAGACGCGCUGAGAGGCCGGGAGGGCCCGGGCGUGUCUCCCUCGGGCCCCAGCCCCAUCGCCGGCUCGGUCAGCCCACCGUGGGGCCCCCCACCCCACCGCAGCAAGGGACAGCAGGCUGGGAGAGGUGGGCACCACAAACCCCACCUCCUUUGGCCGCGAGACUGGAAAUCAGCUAUUAGGAGAUGAAACCGAGUAGCGAGCCUGGCGCUAAAGCCCACUCCACAUCGAGCCCAGGCUCUCCAGCCGGCCCCGUGCCCCCUGCCCAGCCCGGCCCUCGCCCGACCAAACUGAAAAUGUGAGAGGGAAGGAGCCCCCGGGGCGGCAGACGGCCCCAGAAGCCCUGCCGGGAGGUUACUACUCCACCAGGACUGGGAGUCUUGGCCCAGGAGCUGCUCGGGCUGUGGCGGGGAGGGAAAGACCACCUGGGCCUCAGUGUGGGCCUGCCAAGAAAUUCCCCACCCCUCCCGGGGGCAAGGGGCCUGAGCUCCACCUGUGAGGACCCCCCACACACACAUACACCAGCUGGACCACUUGGAGGUGAGGGGGUCCCCUGCCCUGCCGGUAAGGAUGGUGUGACCUGUGCAGCUGCCCCUGCACAGUGCUGUGACCUCCUUGCCGGCCCCCAACUGAGCGUGGCCCCUACCGGAAUGAUUAAUGAGCCCCCAUCGCCCCUCCAGCGGCAGUUCAAGGUCCCGUCUCCACCUGCCUGGGGGGGACCACCCGGCUCCUCCCUCGGUGAGGGGGCCCGGGCCCACUCCUGCUCCCACAGUCUCCCAGGAGGCCCUGCCAAGUGCAAAGUCUCUGCC